Molecule: messenger RNA, 810 nt
Organism: Pedinophyceae sp. YPF-701
Lineage: Eukaryota; Viridiplantae; Chlorophyta; Pedinophyceae
Source: the annotation of a GenBank genome assembly
AUGGUUGCUUCGUUGCGUCAGCCUGCGGCGUCGGGCGCGGCGUUCACGGCAGUGCGCCCGCUCCGACGCAGCACACCGCGCUGCACCGCCUCGCCGAAGCCGCCGGCCCUCCAACGCGCCAGGGUGCGGGCGGGAGGCUCGAGUGAGGCUGCAGUACCUGCGCUGAAGGAGUGGAACGUCGCCGUGGAGGCCCUGAGCGACCCGGAAAUCGCACAGACGGUCCUCAUGCGCAAAGGAGGCAUCAGGGAGCCGAGCUUCGUGCCAGUUUCACGCCGGUUCGCGCUCGUACCAACCACCUUCCACACAGACGAUGGCCUCCUGCAGCCGAGGGCGCGCGGCAGGUACCCCGGCGCGGGUGACACGCCCGCGGACGGCGGGCGCCCAGAGAGCUUCCGUCUGCGCUGCAUCGCUGCGCUCACCGGCGCGUGGACCACCACCGACCCGCGCGUACUGUCUGCCACAAACAACUUCCACGUGUGGUCCGACGCGUUCCUCGACACGCGGCUCAAGUGGCGGCCCGGCAAGCCCAUCACGGUCCUCGAGCUCCGCGCGAUGCUCCUGGACCCCGAGAUCGUCGUGCCGGCACGCGAGGAGCACUUUGGAUGUUUCAGCUGGGUGGACUUCGCAGACACCGCGCCGUCGCUGGACGACCUGUUCGCGCUGGGGAAGCCCGUGCUGUCGGACGAGGCGUUCGCGGCGCGGCAAGCGGAGCUGCGAGAGGAGCUCGGGCGCCUCGAGGGCGUCACGGACGUGCUGGCAAGCGUCCCCGACACGUGCGACGGGGUCGCGGGGGCCGGGGCCGGGCCGUGA